AUGGAAAUUCCAGAAAUGAAAAUGAUAAGUGAUUUUGAAUGCCUGCAGAACCCAACUUUGAUUUCACGUUUCUUUUCACUUUCCGGCACUGAAAAGGCACCUCAAGUCUUCAGUUUUUGGAAAUGGGGUGCUGUGAUUUUUCUACUUUUUGCAACUCUUAGAAGCAUAAUCAAGAGAAUCAAACUCAUUUUUAUCCAUUUCUAUUCACUCAUUAAGCCUUCUCCACACCCUUCUACUGGCACUGAAGAUUUUGAGUUUAGUGAAGGCGAUGAUUGUUCCUCGAUUUCUUCGGAAGAAGAAGAGGAGGAAAAUAUUCAAACAACUUCGUUUUCAGAUCAACGGAAAAUUGGUGGAGAUUUUUGUGUAAAAGGGCGGCAAAAUGGUAAUUUGAGGCGGCGGAGCAGCGGCGGUGAAAGCUUUGCGUGGUCGGAAUUUGCUUGCGGGAAACAUGUUGUAAAGCUUUGGGAUAGUUUAGAUUUAGGUUUGAAUUUUGUUGAAGAUAAUGAUAAUAAUAACUCUAAAAGCGUAGUUUCUUUAUGGGAUUUUGAUCAUGAAGAGAAAAACGGCCAUUCUUUUGGCCGAAGUUGGAAUAUUCCGGCCUUUGUGAUGGCAUCUCCGGCGGUGGUUUUGGGUGCUUAUGACAAGAGAAUGCCAAGUGGGAUUCCGGCUAUAUAUGCUGAAUGGGGCCCAACGACCUCCACCGCGGCGGCGGCGGUCUCUGCUGGCGGAGUUGAAAAGGUUUAUGUCAGAAACGGCGUUACUGGGGCUUUAACUGUUGGUGACAUAAGGAAAUUGAAGACUCCUAUGGAGGAGAAUGUGACGGAACCUAGCGGCGAAACGUGGUGGGACGCUGACGCCGUUAUUGUGGAGGACGAGUUUGAGCUGGUUGGCGAGUCAAGCUGA
Fraxinus pennsylvanica is the source of this 903-nucleotide messenger RNA. The record is from the annotation of a GenBank genome assembly. Lineage: Eukaryota; Viridiplantae; Streptophyta; Magnoliopsida; Lamiales; Oleaceae.